Amblyraja radiata (thorny skate) is the source of this 3323-nucleotide messenger RNA. Its product is annotated as X-linked retinitis pigmentosa GTPase regulator. The record is from RefSeq and is a predicted model, not a curated record. The transcript is spliced from 17 exons. NCBI's taxonomy places the organism in Eukaryota, Metazoa, Chordata, Chondrichthyes, Rajiformes, Rajidae. The coding region runs from base 28 to 2574 and encodes 848 amino acids.
GUCGCUCCGGGAGCCGGCGGAGCGGAGAUGGCGGCCGAGUCCGAGGCGGACGGCGCCGAUGUGCCGGAUUCAGGAGCUGUAUUUACAUUUGGUAAAAGCAAAUUUUCAGAUAAUGUCCCCAGCAAAUUCUGGCUGAAAAGUGACAAAGCUGUUACAAUCAGUUGUGGGGAUGAACACACUGCGCUCAUAACUGAAAAUGGCAAGUUGUACAUCUUUGGGAGCAACAAUUGGGGCCAGCUAGGCUUGGGAACAAAGAACACUAUGAACAAACCCACUUGUGUGAAAGCUCUAAAGUCGGAGAGAGUGAAACUUGCUGCCUGUGGGAGAAACCAUACACUGAUCUGGACAGAGCAAGGAAAUAUCUAUGCAGCUGGUGACAACAGUGAAGGACAGUUGGGCCUGGGUGAUAAUCAAGAAAGAACAACAUUUCAACGUGUGGAGUACUUCACGGGCAAAGGAAAGAUCAAACAGCUGGCUGCUGGUUCAAAUAUUUCCGCAGCCUUAACUGAGGAUGGGAAUCUCUUCAUGUGGGGUGAUAACUCUGAGGGGCAAAUCGGCCUUGGUUCGGAAACCAGUGCCUUUCUACCACGUCAAGUAAAUGUUGGCAAAACCGUCUCCUGGGUUUCCUGUGGAUAUUACCAUUCUGCUCUUGUAAUGGGUGAAGGAGAACUCUACACAUUCGGAGAAUCUGAUAAUGGGAAACUGGGAUUACCACUUGGUGAGACGAUAAAUAAUCGGAUCCCACAGCCUGUGAAUAAUAUUUCAGGAAAAGUCAAACAAGUUGCAUGUGGGGGUGGUCACACUCUUAUUCUUACAGAGCAAGAUGUAUAUGCAUUUGGCUUUGGACAGUUUGGUCAAUUAGGACAUGGCACAUCUGUAUUUGAGUCUACAUUGCCAAAGGUUGUGGAAGACUUGAAGAAAAAAAAGAUACGGUUUAUUUCAUGUGGAGAGAACCACUCUGCUGUUGUGACAGAUAAUGGCCUUCUGUAUACCUUUGGUGAUGGGCGACAUGGCAAGUUGGGGCUUGGUGAAGAGAACUUUACCAAUCAAUUCAAACCUACGCUUUGCACCAGAUUCUUGAAGUUAGCAGUCCAAUCGGUUGCUUGUGGAGGAUGCCACAUGCUCGUACUUGCCAUCCCCAGGCCAUCGGGCUCAGAAAACAUUGUGAUUGAAAGUGAUGACAAGAACAAGAACUAUUUAACUGAUACUUAUACCAUGACAAUGGGCGAUUCAUUUACAACUAACACAUUGAAUCGUUCAUUAUCGGCACGAAUUAGGCGGCGUGAAAGGGAAAGAUCUCCAGAGCAGUUUGGCCAGAUGGUACGUACACUGCCUCCAAUUGGAACUGGUAUCAUAAAGCCUUCUUUGGCUGCCAGUAGUAACGCAAUUCCUGGAGAGAAAAUUAUUGAAAAAAAAAUAAUUGUUCCAAAGCCAAUUAUUAAUGUUCAAGUUUAUGAAAAAUCACCAAUGUCCAACAUAAACAAAGAGGUCAAGGAUGCCCAGAAAAGUUUAGCUGAAGCGGAAUCCGAAGAAGAGGAAAGCGAUAAAGGUCUUGGGGAAACAAUUGAUCCAUUAAACAUGACUCAUACAGUCAUGGUGAAUCCUAAUGACAAAACCCUGACCUUAUCACCUGUUCUUAAGGAACAGAUGGAGGAAAUUCAGAAUGAUGAAAAUGAAGAGGUUGUAUAUGUGGUAAAAGAAAAAAAUAAUAAAAGUGAGGAUGAUGAAGAGGAAAGGAAUAUUCAUGAGGUGGAUGACAGUGAAGAAACAGCAAGUAUAGUACAAGCAGUUGAUGAGAAGGAGAAUGAUGUCAGUGAGCAGGUAACAUCAAUUAAUAAAGAUCAGUUGGAAUCAGAGGAAGAUGAACAAGAUUUAAAAAAAAAAGAAAAUGUGAAAAUAUCAGCAAAAAAUGAAGAUGCUCAAAGAUUUGGUGAAAAUGAAGACUCGGAAAGUUCAGAGUUGGAUGAAUGUUCAGAAAGUUUAGAAGAAAAUGAAGAUUCUGGAAGCUUAGGGGAAAAUGAAGAUUCUGGCAGCUUAGGGGAAAAUGAAGAUGCAGACAGUGUAGGAGAAAUUGAAGACCUACAAAACUCAGGUGAAAAGAGAGACACAGAACAAUCUGGAGCAAAUGAGGACACACAAAUAUCAGGCAAAAAUAAGGACACAAAAAUAUCAGAAGAUAAUGGGAACUCAAAAAUAUCAGAAGAAAAUGAGGGUGAGGACUCAAAAAUAUUGGAAAAAAAAGAGGAAAUAGAUUACGCAAAACAAAAUAAAAACCCAAAAGGUUCUGAAGAAAUGAAAACAUUAAAAGAGAGCAGAUCGAAUGAUUUAUUCAUUAGAACUAAAAAACUGACAUUUUUUAAGAGAAAUUCCACCAAAGAAACUGAAGGAAAAAUACAGUGGAGGAAAACAAAGUCUGAGGAAUCAACCAAAGAAAACUCUGAUGGACAUGAGAAAAAUCUGAACUGUUCAGCAGAGGGUACAGGGGACACCAUUUCCUCUGAUCAAAACACAACAAAAGCAAUACAAAGUAAUUUUAAAAGCAAAUAUAAAUCAGCUACUUGUGUGUUGGUGUAAGGAGCCAACUGGAGAUCCUUCUAAGCAAUUUAGAAGAAGUCGCACUUUAAUUGGAUGGUGUUCCAAAAUGGAGCUUUCCGACUUAUGUAAUCAUGUGCCUAGGAAGCUAUCAGUGUUACCAAAAAUCACUGUCCUUUGAGACCUGCAAAGAAAUAUUUGAUGCUAAGAGAAUAAUUUCUAAUCUUUCAGGGAUUCAAUAACAGUAAUGGCGUAAUGUUUCAAUAACUGAUUUGAUCAGGUAUAUUUUUGUAUGAACAAGAUAUGGUUCGAAUGGUUCAGAACAGUGGCUUUAAUGGUGCUUUUCUAAUUUGUCACUUGUUAUAAAAGUUAGUAGUUAUUUAUCCUACACUUCUCUUAUGUGUAAAUAAUUACGUACAGUUUAUUCAAUGUUUAAAAUUUUGUCAUCGGAAUAAUUUCUUAACUGUCGUAUAAAAUAUUAAACUUAUGUUUGGGUUUUACAUUUUGAAUAGUAAAUCAUUGAAAUUAACUUGGGUCAUGAAUGAACCAGGAUUCUUCAUGGUUUUCAUGUUAUUUUAACACACGAAAAGUAAGUAUAUAGUAUGAUUUUGUGAUAUUUCAGCAGAAUUUAAUUAUUUGGUUAGACUUGUCUUUCCACAGUGAACCCAUUCAUAUCUAUUAACACAUACCAAUUUUAAGUUACAAUUUAAAUGUGCUGUUUUAGAAACAACACUUGUCUUUGAAUUUUAAGCAUAACAAUUGAAUAAAACAUGAAAACAUUUUUAAAACAA